Messenger RNA from Bubalus bubalis (water buffalo), 3117 nucleotides. It is a transcript of the gene SUV39H1, whose product is annotated as SUV39H1 histone lysine methyltransferase. The record is from RefSeq and is a predicted model, not a curated record. Lineage: Eukaryota; Metazoa; Chordata; Mammalia; Artiodactyla; Bovidae. Gene Ontology annotation, cellular component: nucleus. Bases 17 to 1369 code for a protein of 450 amino acids. Gene Ontology annotation, molecular function: protein binding; histone H3K9 methyltransferase activity; zinc ion binding. The transcript is spliced from 6 exons.
UUAGCCGUGGGGAAAGAUGGCGGAAAAUUUAAAAGGUGAAGCAGUGGCGGCAGCGACGCGGGCCCGCUGGCAGGCUGGGUGGGCUGGAGGGGUGGCGUCGCGGACUCGGGGCCCCCGGCGUCCGAGGCCACCGGGCCGGGAGCCGGAAGGCUGCAGUGUGUGUUGCAAAUCUUCUUGGAAUCAGCUACAGGACCUGUGCCGCCUGGCCAAGCUCUCCUGCCCUGCCCUUGGCAUCUCCAAGAGGAACCUCUAUGACUUUGAAGUCGAGUACCUGUGCGAUUACAAAAAGAUCCGCGAACAGGAGUAUUACCUGGUAAAAUGGCGUGGGUACCCAGACUCCGAGAGCACUUGGGAACCACGGCAGAAUCUCAAGUGUGUGCGCAUUCUCAAGCAGUUCCACAAGGACUUGGAAAGGGAGCUGCUCCGGCGGCACCACCGGUCAAAGCCACCCCGGCACCUGGACCCAAGCCUGGCCAACUACCUGGUGCAGAAGGCCAAGCAGAGGCGGGCACUCCGGCGCUGGGAGCAGGAGCUCAAUGCCAAGCGCAGCCACCUGGGACGCAUCACCGUGGAGAACGAAGUGGACCUGGAUGGCCCCCCACGGGCCUUCGUGUACAUCAACGAGUACCGUGUUGGUGAGGGCAUCACCCUCAACCAGGUGGCUGUGGGCUGCGAGUGCCAGGACUGUCUGUGGGCACCGGCCGGAGGCUGCUGCCCUGGGGCGUCACUGCACAAGUUUGCCUACAAUGACCAGGGCCAGGUGCGCCUGCGAGCCGGGCUGCCCAUCUAUGAGUGCAACUCCCGCUGCCGCUGUGGCUAUGACUGCCCCAACCGCGUGGUACAGAAGGGCAUCCGCUACGACCUCUGCAUCUUCCGCACGGAUGAUGGACGUGGCUGGGGUGUCCGCACGCUGGAGAAGAUCCGCAAGAACAGUUUCGUCAUGGAGUACGUGGGCGAGAUCAUUACCUCAGAGGAGGCAGAGCGGCGGGGCCAGAUCUAUGACCGCCAGGGUGCCACCUACCUCUUCGACCUGGACUACGUGGAGGAUGUGUACACUGUGGACGCCGCCUAUUACGGCAACAUCUCCCACUUUGUCAACCACAGUUGUGACCCCAACCUCCAGGUGUACAACGUCUUCAUAGACAACCUUGAUGAGCGGCUGCCCCGCAUUGCUUUCUUUGCCACCAGAACCAUCCGGGCAGGCGAGGAGCUCACCUUUGAUUACAACAUGCAAGUGGACCCCGUGGACAUGGAGAGCACACGCAUGGACUCCAACUUUGGCCUGGCUGGGCUCCCCGGCUCUCCCAAGAAGCGGGUCCGCAUCGAAUGCAAGUGUGGGACUGAAUCCUGCCGCAAAUACCUCUUCUAGCCCCGUGAAGUCUGAGGCCAGACUGACCAAGGGAGGCUAAAAAGCUGCCCACCCCACCCACCCACUGCUGCCCUCCUGUUGAAGAACAACUGCCAGGGCCUCCUGCCUGCCUCCGCCUGCCCCCUGCUCAGGGCUGCAUGGCCAUGGGGAGGAUGGACUCCAGGAGUCCCCUCUCCCUGUCCCAGCCCCAUCCAUGGGUUGCACUUACAAACCCCUGCCCACCUUCAGAAGUGAUUUUUCAACACCAGGACUUUCUGCAGUUGGGAUUCAUGGCCUAGCAAGGCAGCCCGAGGGCUGAGCCCCAGCCCGUACCCAAAGUAGAAACGUUUGUUUUUGCACCUGCUUCUGGCCAGAGCUUGAAGGGUCUGCUGCAGGCCCUCUCCCUGCUGCCCCAAGGGUGUGAGGAAGCAUUCCCAGGACAGGCUGACCCCAGAGCCCAGGAUUCCCAGUCCAUUUGCCUCCCCUGCCACAGAAAUGUGCUAGUGAAAGGGGGGGUCUUCAAGGGCUGCAGGCUGUGGCUGGGUCCUGCUCAUGCUUGCAUGCUGGCUGGUGUUGGCCUGACAGCUGUAGGGUCUCCUUUUCAAAGCUGUGCCUCUGAGAAGCAGACACCCACAUGCCACUAGAGGAGAGUGGAUGCCCACGGCCUGUUGGCCAGUGAGAGGCAGUCCAGACUUUGUCCUUAAGGUGGGCAACCCACUCCAGUAUUCUUGCCUGGAAAAUCCCAUGGACGGAGGAACCUGGUAGGCUACAGUCCAUGGGGUCACAAAGAGUUGGACAUGACUGAGUGACUUCACUUCACUAAGGUGGGCUGGGACUCAGCUCUGCCUUUGCAACAGCUAGAAGGUGCCCAGGGCUCUUGAGCUCAAAGGAUGCUGGGAGCCCUUAACCUGCGGCGUGAGGACUGCUGAUAGCACCCAGAGCUGGGCCCAAGACCUAGCUAGGCUGUAGACAGCACUUAGACAAAACGUGCAUGGAUGGGGGGGUGCUGAGGAGGUGCCAGGCACUGGGCUGAGCACCUGGUCCACGUGGAUCGUCUCAGGGAAGCCUUGAAAACUAUGGAGGUGGAUCCCAGGAAAGGGCCCGUGUGGCAGAAGGCAAAAGCACAGACCAAGAAUGGGGUGGGGCUGGCUUACCCACCAGGGUGUGGCGAGGUGAGGGGAAGCCCCUGCCGCCUCCUAGCCCUCCAGCCCUUGCACUCACCUUGGGUCCUCUGGUCUCAGUUCCCUGCCCACAAAUGUAUAAAAGGUGAAGGCGCUGAUGGCUGCCUCGUCCCUUGCUUCCCCUGUGAGGUCUUCUCUAGGAAGCCUUCCUUCCCUGACUACCUGUGCGCAGUGUCCCCACGUGAGACUGUGUGCCCUGCCAGCAGAUGCCAGAUCUGUGUGUCUGUUUUUGUGUCUCUCUGUGUGUCUGUGCUCCCCACCCCCAGACUGACCUUCAGGCUUGGACUGAAUCUGAUUCUCCUCUUGUAUAUCCCCUUGGCCCUCCCAGUCUGGGAAUGGGCGUAAAUAAAACAGGUUAUUGACUGAAAAAAACCAAGGUGUGGGGAUUGAAGACCUUGUGUAGGUGGGGGUUGGGGAGAUGAGAGGCUGGGAGCAGGGGUGCCCAGGAAUGCAGUCCUCCAACCUCAGCCAUUUAACAUUCCCUGCAGUGUACCACUUGCACCACCGUCUGCAUACAUGCUGACCUAAGAUAAGCUUGCUUUAUACUUAAAUGUUAUCAUACACUGGACAAGCAAACUAAAUCCAUUG